CGUUCAAUGCUUUGUUUACCCAAAACAACGCGCGUCUCUUCAAAAAUGUCUCAAAAAUCGCAAGAUUUGUCCCUAAAAACCCGUCCUGGAUUCGAAAAUGUCAUUCAAUGUCCUUACAAUCCUCGUCACGAGAUUUUACCGUAUCGCAUGCAAACUCAUUUAGUCAAAUGUGAACGAAAUCAUCCGCAUAUCAAGUUGGAAAAAUGUCCUUUCAACUCUACUCAUCGGUUUCGCUCAAAACAAAUGCAGGAACACAAGAAAACCUGUCCAGAUCGCCUCAGUUUCGAGCAUUAUGUAAUAAAAAUCGGAGAUGAAUUUCCGCAACACAAAUUAAUGGAUGUUAAGAUGCCACAACGACCCAUUUUCAUCUUUGAGGACGAAGAGGAGUCAUGGGAUCACUUCAAUGUGGCUUCGUAUGAUCCGCAAGAACAUGUCAAGUCAAAGCCGAUAUUGCGACUGAACAAUGGAAUGACUCGGAUUGAACGAGAACGCUUCAGAGCGGCAGAAAAUAAGAGAAUUUCUGAAUUGCUGCAGGCUGAGGGGGAGUUUGAGGAUGAAAAUGAAGCUAAAAUCGAAGAUUUUGUAAAGAAUGAGGAACAAAAUCUCCUAAUAUCGAAAGAAAAUGUUACAGAAAAGGAAGAAACGCAAGUCAAAGGAACAAAACGCUGCUUGUCAAACGAUUCUUACGAACGUCGCACGUCUCGUAGAACUCGUUCGCAACAAUUUCUGUCGAAAAUCUCCAAAAAUCAGUCUUAAACUAAUUUUUUUUGAAUAAAUUUUAAAUUUUUCUCAUCAUUGCUA
This is a messenger RNA of Culicoides brevitarsis, 801 nucleotides long. Its product is annotated as gametocyte-specific factor 1 homolog. The coding region runs from base 7 to 756 and encodes 249 amino acids. The transcript has 2 exons. Lineage: Eukaryota; Metazoa; Arthropoda; Insecta; Diptera; Ceratopogonidae. The record is from RefSeq and is a predicted model, not a curated record.